Messenger RNA from Tuber melanosporum (Perigord truffle), 1699 nucleotides. RefSeq lists its product as uncharacterized. Lineage: Eukaryota; Fungi; Ascomycota; Pezizomycetes; Pezizales; Tuberaceae. The transcript has 2 exons. The record is from RefSeq and is a predicted model, not a curated record. Bases 1 to 1236 code for a protein of 411 amino acids.
AUGGUCUACAAUACUCGCCGAAAGUCCCUCUCGUUACCGUCGCUCGGGAUUCAUCUUCCACAGAGUUCGCGCUCUUCGCCUUCGUCGUCCACGACAAAGAGCGAGCCACCACAGAAGCGUGUGAAACGGGAUCACUCGCCUCUGUCCGCUGGCGGCUACGACACUACCAGUCGCAACAACCUCCCACCCUCUCCGCCACCGGAAUUUAGGAUUAGCCAUGAGGGCAUCAACGAUGAGAUUGUAUCUGGGGUAGUGGACGUCCUCGAACGGUCGGGGAAUAGGCCGCAUACUGUUAAAGAGUUGGCGGCGGUGUUGGCGCCUGUUCUUGGAGUUGUGGAAAACUCGGCUAAUCCCCACGCAAUAAUUUCCUCUCGACUAAACACCUACCUCAAGCGUCCCUUCUCAUCCUCAUCAUCGGCAUCGAGCCAAUGCGUACUUUCGAAAGAACUAAUAACCACUCAUCCGAAGCGCAUAUACUUCUACCUAAGUGCAAUUCCUCACCAACCAAUCCCAAACUCUCAUCCUCCCCAACUUAGUGUCGUAUCACCUACACCUGCCACCCCUUCAACGUCGGAUACCGAGGACCCGGACGCCGAGGAAAACGAAGACCCCUGUCGCCGUCGCGAGAUCUCCCCUAGCCCGGAAGUGGAUCUGGAUUUUACGUCACACGAACUAUCACCCCCAUCACCCGUGCCCAGCGCGACGAGUGGUACCACAGCUACAAGUACGAGCCUCUCGGGAGGUAAAUCCGCCCUGUCAUCCCCGCCGCUGGAAGGCGACGAACGAGAGUUCUCGCAAUCGGCCAUAUACAUCUGCCGACGAAGUGCCAGUCGCGAGACAUCCAACCCACCCUCCUCCGUCGCCGGGGAGAAGCGAAAUAGGGGCGAGUACGAAUCGGAUGGUCAUGGGGAGCCCGGCGGGGACGGAAUCCUGUUAGGAUAUUCGCACGCAGCGGUAUCCGGUGUUGUUGGAGGCGUAGUAACGGGUGUCGGAGUCCUGGAUGCUUCCGACGGGCUGGCGCACGUGAAGCGGGAGGACAGAGAGGAUGACGAGGAUAUCCGGGAGAGCCGGGUGGAGCCGCCGGACGAGGAGGCGGUGGAAGUGGAAAGAACACGAGAAGAGAGCGAAAAACCCGUAGGUCUUGGCCUGGGCAAUUGGGGUGGGGAACUAGAAAGACAUUUGGGGUCCCCCGAGAGUGUGGAGCUGGACGAGUUGGAUGACCUUUUUGACUUUUAGAAAAUCCUCUUCAUUCCCUUGAGCUCGUCUCACUUACCGUGUAUUAUUGAUUGAUCGAUGGAUGGCUGCGUGGACAUGAUCUAUCUCCACUCCAAUCUGCUCUUUUUCUACUACUACUUGCUUCCUUUUUACCUACUAUGGUUGUGCCGCUUUUGUUGACUCUUCCUUCCUUCCUCUCUUCUCUUUCUGCGAUUGGAUUGGAUUGCGAUUACGCGGGUGCUGGUAUUAUUAGACGGGUUGGAGGGUUCUAGAACGCGCGAGGUCUCUCUCCUAUCUUCUUUUUUCCCAUUUUUUUCUUUCCAACUCGUCGUUUGGGAUAGCUGUUUUUCGUCAACUGUCACAGAGGGCUUGGCGGUCGGGGAAGAAAAAAUUAUGUAUGAUAGGACAAGUUAUCGCGGUUUUCUGGGAGUUGGAGCGCGGGUGGGGGUGUAGUUGUACAAUAUAUCUUAUAUAUUAUAUCAUA